Molecule: messenger RNA, 1740 nt
Organism: Stylonychia lemnae
Lineage: Eukaryota; Ciliophora; Spirotrichea; Sporadotrichida; Oxytrichidae
Source: the annotation of a GenBank genome assembly
AUGUAGAAAAAUAUUAAGGGAACGGCAGAGGGAAACACCUCGAAAUCCUAACUUGACGAGGAUGAUUAGAUCCUCGCUAAAAUGGGCUACAAGCAGGAACUUUACAGAGGAUUUAACGCAUUUAUGUCAUUUUCAUUCUGCUUCACGGCAGUAGCUGUUAUCUCAGGAUGCUCCAUCCUAUUUCCAUAUGGAUUGAAAUCAGGAGGUCCAGUCAUUAUGAUCUGGGGCUGGAUCAUCGGAUCUGUGUUCACAAUCAUUUGCGGACUGUCAAUGGCUGAGAUUUGCUCUUCUUACCCUUCAGCUGGAAGUGUUUACCAUUGGGCAGGAAUGAUGGCACCCCCAAAGUGGGCUCCAUUUGCUUCCUAUAUAUGUGGAUGGUUCAAUUUUCUUGGUAAUGCAGCAAGUGAUGCCAGCUUUGCAUUUGGAUUCGCACAAGUAGUAUCUGCCGCUAUUCACUUAGGUACAAGGGGAGAUAUUGAAGUACCAGUCAUUGGCUAAGUUGGGUUGGCUGUAGCUGUUUCUUUCCUCUGGGCUCUCAAGAAUAUUAUGAGAGUUGACCAUUAAGGCUGGUUUAACAAUGCCUCUGCUAUUUACUAACUUACAAGCACAUUUGUUGUGGUGAUUGUCUUACUUAUUGUCUCACCAAGAUUAUCUUCAUCUGAUUUUGUAUGGACAUAGUACAAUAAUGGCUCUAACUUGCCUAAUGUACCAUAUUCCUGCUGUAUAGGAUUGCUCAUGUGUCUCUUCAGUUUCUCUGGAUAUGAAGGAGGAGCUCACAUGGCUGAGGAAACCAAGAAUGCUUCUUCUUCUGCACCUUGGGGAAUAGUUUAUACUUGUCUUGCCUCAGCUUUUACUGGCAUUAUUUAUAUUACAGGACUUCUUUAUUCUUGCCAAAAUUAUAUCUAGGAAAUUUUAGACGGGAAUAGUGAUUAAGCUGUAGUCAAUAUAUAUGCUUUAGCUUUUACAGAUAGCAAUGGUCAUGUCAAGCUAGCUGGCUCAUUGAUACUUACAGUAAUGUUAAUCAUUAAUUUAUUCUUUGCUGGGUUCAGUAGUAUGACUGUGACAUCAAGAAUUGGAUUUGCAAUGGCUAGAGAUGGGGGUCUCCCACUUUCAAGUUAUCUUUAUAAACUCAAUCCAAGGACUCUAACUCCAGAUAGAAUCAUUUUCCUAGUAUUUUUAAUGGAUGUCGCCUUGUGUUUAUUACCAUUAAUAAGUUAAACUGCUUUUGCUGCUAUUACUAGUAUCACUACUAUUGGAUAUCAAAUAUCCUAUGCAAUUCCAAUUGUUCUCAGAUUGACUGUAUGUAGAAAUACAUUUCAAAAAAGUGCUUUCCACUUAGGAAAUUUUUCUGAAGUUAUUGGCUGGAUUUCAGUGGUAUGGCUGUGUGUCACUUCAGUAUUCUUUUUACUCCCUUCUGAGUUUGAUGAAAAUGGAGGUUAGAAUGCCAAAAUCUUCAAUUAUACAUGUGUUGUUGUAGGAGGAACUCUCCUCCUAGCAAUGAUCUACUGGUUCUUGCCAGCACCUCAUGGUGCUAGACACUUCUUUGUGGGUCCAAAGAGAGAUGAUGUUCACAGAUCUAAAGUAGAUUCUGAAAAUUAGCAAGCUUUACUUUAAAUUGAAAUUUAGUAGAUUAAAAUAGAUUCUGUGAAAGAGUAAGAAAUUGCUGAAGAAGACAAUUCAAGAAAUUGGAAAAAUUCAUCUAUAAAUUCUGAUGAAUUUAAACAACUAAAGAAAUAAUGA